Molecule: messenger RNA, 1342 nt
Organism: Austrofundulus limnaeus
Lineage: Eukaryota; Metazoa; Chordata; Actinopteri; Cyprinodontiformes; Rivulidae
Gene: hsd17b3
Product: hydroxysteroid (17-beta) dehydrogenase 3
Cellular component (GO): endoplasmic reticulum
Molecular function (GO): testosterone dehydrogenase (NADP+) activity
Source: RefSeq, a predicted model, not a curated record
UUUAAGGUGUCUCCUACUAACCUCUCCAAAAUCCCAACGGACCCGGUGGUGACUGGUGCUUCAGAGGGGAUAGGGAGAGCGUACGCAGUGGCACUGGCUGAGCGAGGUCUGAAUGUUGUUAUUAUGAGCAGAACCAAAGAGAAACUGGACCAGCUGGCUGAAGAAAUAGGUGAAAAAACAGGACAGAAGGUGAAAGUGAUAGUGGCUGAUUUUACUAAGGACGACAUAUAUGGAGACAUUGAAGAGCAGCUUCAGGACCUCAACGUUGGAGUUUUGGUCAACAACGUCGGUGCGCUGCCCACUUUCAUCCCCUGUAGAUUUCUUGAUACCAAAGAGCUCGACACGGUAAUAACAAAAGUGAUAAACUGCAAUGUGAAAACUAUGAUGAAGAUGUGCAGAAUAGUCCUCCCAGGCAUGGAGAACAGGAGAAAGGGGCUGAUUGUGAACAUUUCAUCUGGAAUAGUUUGUGUUCCAAUUCCACUGUACACCCUUUACGCMGCUUCAAAGGUCUUUGUGGAAAGAUUUUCUCGAGGUCUCCAAGCGGAAUAUAAAGACAAAGGGAUUCUUAUACAGGGCACAAUGGGAACUGGAGGCGCUCAGGAGCCAGCGAAUUCACCCAAAUUACAGCUACCAGUUGCUCGGGUAACCGGAGAGGAAUGAGGGCCAAAUGAUGGUGUGUAAUUUCCUAAUGAAUCAGGGGGCAGUGCUUCUUUUUCACACGUAGAGACCUCCUCUGCCUGUUAGCGUAACAACAGGAGGGCUUCUCCAGUGCAGUUGUUCGCUUGGUGAGUCACCCAAACAUUGUGCAUAAUUUCAUAUACAAAUGGUCAUAAGGGGUUUUUUUCUUUCUAUUUAGUAGGCACAAUUUUAUUACACAGUUUAACAAGGUACAGCCUUUUUCAGCCCCCUGAGAAAUUAUACAAUAUUGUAAAAUACCGUAUAUUGUUGACUCAUUUAAAAAAAAUCCUUCUCGGUAUUUUAGUUUGGAGAGGUUCUGAUCAGUUUUAAAGUGCCCGUGAAUUUUCAUUUUAUUAUUUUUUUAAUAAUACAAAUGCAUUUUGUAAGGAUAACAUAGUGCAAAAAACAACCUGACACUGCUAAGAUUAACAGUGAGAUAUUUGCAUGUGAAGCAACAGGAAGUGGUGUCAAAGMGGAAUGUCUGCAUGUGAGGAGAGCUCUGUUAAAACAACACAGACUGUAGAAAAUAAUYUUUCUUUAGAUCAUAGAUCAUUUUGAGUCACUUUCAGAAUGAGACAAAAGAGUCUGGGUUCAAAUAAUAUUGUUUUAAAAGGGGCAAUAUUAUGUGUUUCUCAGGCAUAUAUUGAAAUACUAUACCAUAAUA